Molecule: messenger RNA, 2061 nt
Organism: Grammomys surdaster
Lineage: Eukaryota; Metazoa; Chordata; Mammalia; Rodentia; Muridae
Gene: Nudt3
Product: nudix hydrolase 3
Exons: 5
Coding region: 147-653 (168 amino acids)
Biological process (GO): diadenosine pentaphosphate catabolic process; diadenosine hexaphosphate catabolic process; diphosphoinositol polyphosphate metabolic process
Cellular component (GO): nucleus; cytoplasm
Molecular function (GO): bis(5'-adenosyl)-hexaphosphatase activity; endopolyphosphatase activity; bis(5'-adenosyl)-pentaphosphatase activity
Source: RefSeq, a predicted model, not a curated record
GCGGAGCCGUGUAGCGGACACACAGACCCUCCUCCCCGCCCUCUCGACCGUGCCUGGGGCGCGCGCGCGCGCGGCCGUCCGCAGCAGGCUCCCCCCUCCCUCGACUCCGAGGCCCCGCACGGCACCCCCCAACCCGGCUCCGGAGGAUGAUGAAGCUCAAGUCGAACCAGACCCGCACCUACGACGGCGACGGCUACAAGAAGCGGGCCGCGUGCCUGUGCUUCCGCAGCGAGAGCGAGGAGGAGGUGCUGCUCGUGAGCAGUAGCCGCCAUCCAGACCGAUGGAUUGUCCCUGGAGGAGGCAUGGAGCCUGAGGAGGAGCCGAGUGUGGCGGCGGUCCGGGAAGUGUGUGAGGAGGCUGGAGUAAAAGGGACGCUGGGAAGACUAGUUGGAAUUUUUGAGAACCAGGAGAGGAAGCACAGGACGUAUGUGUACGUGCUGAUCGUCACAGAGGUGCUGGAAGACUGGGAGGACUCCGUGAACAUCGGAAGGAAGAGAGAGUGGUUUAAGAUAGACGACGCCAUCCGGGUACUGCAGUGCCACAAGCCUGUGCAGGCGUCCUACUUCGAGGCCUUGAGGCAAGGCUACUCCGCCAACAACGGCACCCCUGUGGUGCCCACCACCUACUCCAGCUCCAUGUCAGGCAUAAGAUGAUUGCAGACGUCUGUAAGAGCCUGAGAGUGGAAGGCAGACUGAAGUGUGGCUCUCCUCACACCCUCACCCUCACGGCCUCUUUCCCCCAGGCAUGGCGGGCGGGCGGUAGAGAGGGCACACCGAGGUGCUGCUGUGGGCUGUGGCGCGAGGCGGGUGGGUGUGGCAUGGUGGGAACUCUUCUCUUCCUGAGGGUGGGGCUGUAACUCUCGAGUACUUUCCUGCAUGCCCGCUCCUCCCGCUCACCCUGCCCUCAGAGAGGGCACCUCCCUCUCCUCCUUGGGUUCUGAAGUGUUCCCGUUUGUCUCAUCCCAGCCUGGCCAGAUAUUUCCUCUGAUUUUUUGUUUUUCCAUUAAAAGACAUCCAUGUGUGAUGAAACUUUCUAAAAAUCUGUCCUGUAAUGUGCUGUUGAGUCCUGUAGGUUGGCCACACGCCCUCAGGACGCCUCUGUCUACACACUGUAUCCUGACGUGUGAAGUGCAAAUAAGUGGCUUAGGAAGAGGAUCCUAACUGUUUUCCAAGUUUUGGGUUUUUUUUUCUUUCUUUUUGUUUUUUUCCAGAUACUUCUAGUUUAAGCCCCUCCCUCCCUCCCUCCCUCCCUCCCUCUUCAUGUUUGUUUAACGCUAGUAACUUGGCGGGCUUCUCUGUGCUCUGUUCCCGGCCAUGUCGAGCCUAGCCACCUUCCUCUCGCUCCUGGGACCCUGGCCCUCUCUAGGCUAUUCCCAUGCCAAGGAAAACAGAAGAGAACCUGUUUUCUUUUCUGUUACCAAGCCUGGAAAAACAGUGAUAGGCAUUGCAUUCUGCCCGAUAGGCUCACAGCAGGCUUUGAACUGGACCCCGUCACUGUCUUAGAGGCUGGACCAUCAGGCACCACGUCUGUCCUGCUGGCUGGGAAUUCUUUCUAUAAUGCUACUUAUUGCUGACAUGGCCUCUCUUACCCUUGUAUGCCUUACACCACGCUGACCUGGAUAUGGCCCCAUGCUCUGCUGCUCUGCAGCCAUCCUGUAUAGCUCUGUCGCCGUGCUGAGAGGCCCCACCGAGGUCCUGAGAAAUACAUGGGGGAAGGUGUGUGAGCAUGUAUGUGUGUGCCAAGGGCUGACCAAGAGCGCCCCGAGCAAGCAUCGGCGUUCUGUCCGCCAGGUGUGAGAGGGGCCCAUUGGGGACCUAGCUUGCUGCAGACUCCGGUGGUAUUUUAUGGAGGUUUUGUGCCGAACUCAUCUGCCAGCUGUGGUGUUUAGUCGGGAAGUAAAGGGUGCUGGGAAGGCCUUGAGCAAGGGGGCGAGAGGUAGCCUGGCUUAGAAUGGAAUCUCGGGACUCUGUGGUGUUGCCUAUGUUGAAACGUAGCCAAGAUGUGAAAUUAAAAUAGCACUUCUCUUUAUUUAAAAACUAAUAAAUACUCAAACUUUGAAAA